Scophthalmus maximus (turbot) is the source of this 15421-nucleotide messenger RNA. It is a transcript of the gene dnah5, whose product is annotated as dynein, axonemal, heavy chain 5. Gene Ontology annotation, molecular function: minus-end-directed microtubule motor activity; ATP hydrolysis activity; dynein light intermediate chain binding. Lineage: Eukaryota; Metazoa; Chordata; Actinopteri; Pleuronectiformes; Scophthalmidae. Gene Ontology annotation, biological process: microtubule-based movement. The coding region runs from base 490 to 14547 and encodes 4685 amino acids. Gene Ontology annotation, cellular component: dynein complex. The transcript is spliced from 90 exons. The record is from RefSeq and is a predicted model, not a curated record.
AUAUAGUCGUGUGUUACUUUUCAUUAUCAUUCAUGAUGGCUUUUAUUGCGGUGUACAGUACCUCGCCCUCCACAAACGUUCCAUGCCCUUGUUAACCGAUCGAGAGAGUAAAUCAAUCUGAUUGGCGGUUUCGUUAGUCACGUGAGUUCAGUCUUCGCGCACCUGGCGCAUCCUCCGGGGUGCCUGUCGUCAAAUCGGUGGAAUAAAUCCCAGUUGAAUCCAACCCCAAACCCGAUGAAUCGUCCACAUGUCUGUCGGUCCGCCCCACUGCCCCGUCGCGCCCCUUCGCCCCCAAAAUGCGCCUCGUUACCAUGGACACCACACACAACAAGAACGCACGAGCGCCGCUGACGAAAACGGCGUCUCGGGGUUGGAUCGGGCCUCGAAAACCACCCGCAACAAAUCGCGGACACACGUCGUGUGAACUGCGGAGGAUUAAACAAACAAAAAAAAGGAAGGACGUUUCUCCAGUGAGGGAAUGUUUGAGCCAUGUCCUUCAGUUCUCGACUCGCCAAAGUCAUCUACAGGAACAGACCCGCCCAGCCUUCUGUGCAAGAGGAGUCACUGCAGGAGAUGCAGCAAAAGUUGAAGGAGGAGCGUGAAGCCAAGCGGGCCCAGCUCGAUGGAAGACAUGACUACAUCCUCAGUAUCGUGGCUUCAUGCCUGGGGCUGGAGAAGGCCGAUGUGGAAGAUGCCAUACUGGAGGGAAAUCAGAUCGACCGCAUGGAGCAGUUCUUUGUGGUCGAGGGUCUUCCUCACCUCAUGUUCUACUAUCAGGACACUCAGCCUGCCGAAGCAGCAGCAGCAGCAGCAGCAGCACCAGCUCCUGCGCCCCCCCAGCUCGGGGCCCAGCAGCAGCAGCAGCCUGGGUGCAUCAAGAAGUUUAGUGUGUUUGUGACCGACGGGCGGGACGUGGCGCUGACGGGGUCGUGUGUCUUCUUCACCCGAGCCAACACUUCCAAGGCGAUCACCUCUGAGAACGUGCACAGGGAUGUGAAUUUCAAUAUGUUGGACACAACACAAGUGGGUCUGUUGAAAAGUGUGGAGCAGCUGCUCUCCGACAUCUUCAUCCCCACACUGGCGAAGAUGAACCACGGUUGGGGGGAGCUGGCCAGUCCUCAGGCCCGGGCUGUCAAGCAGGAGUUCAUAUCAUCGUUGGAGAGCUUCGUGUCGGUUUUGGCUGGAGCCCAGGAGAGUCUGAAAGAACGGGUCACCUUGAGAGAGUGCGACACGUUUGACCUGCGGGUGCUGACAGGCCCGUCGGACUACGUGGCAGCAGCCGGCAGCACGGAGACCACAGAGAAGAUGGAGGCCUGCAUGAAGGUCUGGAUCAAACAGAUAGAACAGGUUCUAGCGGAGAGUGACCAGCUGAGAAAGGAGGCCGACGACCUCGGCCCCCGGGCUGAGCUGGACCACUGGAAGAGACGAAUGUCCCGCUUCAACUACCUUCUGGAUCAGCUCAAGAGCCCGGACGUCAAAGCCGUCCUGGGCGUGCUGCUGCUGGCCAAAUCUAAACUCAUAAAGUCGUGGCGGGAGCUGGACACCAGAAUCACUGUUGCAGCCAAUGAGGCCAAAGACAAUGUCAAAUACCUUUACAGCCUGGAGAAGUUUUGCGACCCCCUGUACAACAGCGACCCUGUAUCGAUGGUGGAUGCUAUCCCAGGUCUGAUCAAUGCCAUCAGGAUGAUUCACAGUAUUUCUCGCUACUACAACACCUCAGAGAAGAUUACAUCACUUUUCGUCAAGGUGACGAACCAGAUGAUCACAGCGUGCAAGGCCUACAUCACUAACAAUGGCUCGAAUUCAAUAUGGGACCAACCUGAGCAAGUUGUUGCAGACAAAAUCAAAGCUUCCAUCCACCUAAACCAGGAGUACCAGCGCUGUUUCCAUAAAACCAAGGAGAAGCUGGAGCAGACUCCCUCCGAGAGACAGUUUGACUUCAGCGAGAUGUACAUUUUUGGGAAGUUUGACACGUUCCAGCGGCGACUCAGCAAGAUCCUGGAAAUGUUCCACACCAUCGCCACCUACUCUGCUCUGCAGGACACCAAGAUGGAAGGACUGGAGACCGUGGCCACCAGGUUUCAGACUGCCGACAUGCAGGGAAAGUGGGAGUCUAUUGUGCUGAACAUGAAGAAAAAACAUUACAGUUUCCUAGACCAGAGAAGACCGGAGUUUGAGGUUGACUAUGAGGAAUUCUGCAAAAACACGUCUGUGCUCCAUAAUCAGCUGAGGAGUUUCAUGGACAGCACCUUCGACAAAAUCCAGAAUACAGAAAGAGCUCUGAAUGUGCUGAAGACCUUUCAAAGACUGGGCAUCCCAGACCUUGGCAUUGACGAGAGGUACCAGCGCAUUCUGCAGAACUAUGGCCGGGACAUUGAAAUGGUCUCGCGUAUCUACGUGAAGCAGAAACUGGACCCCCCCAUCGGCCGGGACCUGCCCCCGGUGGCGGGCCGGAUCAUGUGGGCUCGGCAUCUGUACAGCAGGAUCCAGGGCCCCAUGGAUCUUUUUCAACAGCAUCCCGGAGUUCUUUCGACACCGGAGGCGAAGAGGAUCAUCAGGAACUUUAACAGGGUCGCAAGGGUCCUUUUGGAGUUUGAGAUACUCUACCAUCAGAACUGGAUGGAAAAGAUGGAGCAUGCCCGCGCGGGCCUCCAGGCCUCUCUGCUAGUCAGAUCGCCAGAGACGGGGGAGCUGUUUGUCAACUUUGACCCGGAGAUUCGGACGCAGAUCAGAGAGACGAACUGCAUGACCAGGAUGAAUCUGGAGAUCCCGCCCUUCGCUGCUCUGCUGCAGCAGAAGCAGGACACGCUGAAAAAGAACAACAACAAAUUGCAGUUGAUGUUGAGUGAGAACGCCAGAGUGCGGGCUAAGAUUCAGAGUGCUUUUGAACAUCUGGCCAUGCCGCACGUAGCCAAGGUGGAUGAGGCCAUACAACCAGGCUUGACCUCCAUCAACUGGACAUCUCUGAACAUAGACAAGUACCUCAGCCACAUUGAUAAGACUUUGGUUGACCUGGAGCUGUUAAUGGACAGGGUGAAUGAUCUGGUGGAGUUCAGGAUAGAUGCGGUACUUCAGGAGAUGAGCUGCUCCGCACUCUGUGUUCUACCAGAGGAUGAGCCGGUCACCUGUGAGGAGUUUGUCCAGACCACCAGGGACCUGUGCAUUAGACAAGCCCAGAAACUCCACACUAAGAGCUCACUGGUGGAGGAGGCUGCUAAUGAGCUCAUCAACAUGCUGCUGGAGUUUGACCACAAUCAAAGAGAGGAAGUGGAAAAGGUUGAGCAAGAACGCUGCACCGAGGGCAAGGCCGCGGACCACAUGGACAGUGAAGGUGAAGACGAGGGUCGUCUCUUCUCCAGGAACACUCUGCUCGCUCCUGCCAGUGUCGGCCCCUCCUCCCCCUCGAUGAGGAGGAAGAAGAAGAGGGAUCUGAUGGAAGUGAUGGAGGAAGAGGCCCAGGAGCUGCUCUCCUACUUCAACCACCGCAACGUGGACGCCUUGCUCAGACUGACACGCAACACCCUGGAGAUGCUCCGCAAGCGCAUCCACGCCUCCUCGCUCGUGCAUUUCUUGGCUGAGAGUGAGACGCCCAGUCGUGGAAAAAGCGGCGGUCAGCAGGCAAUCUUCAGAGUCAACGUGACCCUCUCCAUUCCUAACGUCGCCAUGGUCCCAGCCCUGGAGGAGGUCCAGCAGGCUUUAAACCGCGCUGUGGAGUGCGUGGUCAGUGUCGGCAAAGGAGUCGGCCAGUGGAGCAAACAAAGGAUCUCCAAGAGACAAAUGAACGAAAGACGGAUGGCGGCCCUCAAACAAGACAGUUCUGAGAGUGAAUCAGAGGACGGGGCGACAACAUACAGGAGCCUGGCUGACGGCAGCACCUCGGACAUUUCGGCAUCUGUGAUCCAGGCCAUCCCGUUCCAAGCCCGGAACUACUACAAGUGUGUGUCUGAGAACAAGGAGAUCGUCAAACUGGUGUCUGUUCUCGGUUCCUCCAUCAGCUACACCCGAAAGGAAGUGAUGACUGCUCUCGACCGCUUUAGCCGUUACCAUCACAUCUGGAGAGAGGACCGUGAAGACGCCAUGCGGAAAUUCCUCCAGCGCAGUCCCUUGCUUUCUGAGUUUGAGAGCCAGAUUAUUUUCUACCGAGACCUGGAGCUGGAGAUAAACUCGGAACCAGAGUUCAUUACAGUAGGAGCUUUGGCUCUAUUCACAGCCGACCUGAAGAUGUCCCUCACUGCUGAAACCAAGAGCUGGAUGGUGGACUACGGGCUGUACUGUAACAGGAAAUAUCGCUCGGAGAUGGAGCAGAUCUUCGCUUUCGUAGAUGAGGCGGGGAAGAAACUGAACCGACAGAUCAGAGACCUGGAUGACAUCCGCAUCGCCAUGGCAGCACUCAAGGAGAUCAGAGAGCAGCACAUAUCUAUUGAUUUCCAAGUUGCACCCAUAGAGGAGUCUUACGCCAUGCUUCAUAAAUACGAUCUGUCAGUGGCAAAGGAAGAGGCUGAUAAGGUGGAUACGCUGCGGUACACCUGGGAGAAGCUGCUGUCCCGGAACACGGAGGUGCAGAACGAGCUGGUGGCCCUGCAGCCGAACUUCAGGGGAGAGCUGGUCAGCAACGUGGCGACCUUCCUGGAAGACUGUCAACACUUUUACCAGGAUUAUGACAAGGAUGGCCCCAUGGUGGUGGGCCUUGCUCCUCAGGACGCCAGCGAUAGACUCAUCAUGUUCCAGAAUCGAUUCGACAACCUAUUCAGGAAGUACAUCACUUACACAGGUGGAGAGGAGCUGUUUGGACUCCCUGCUACCCAGCAUCCUCAGCUGUUGGAGAUCAGGAAGCAGCUCGCUCUGCUGCAGAAGCUCUACGGCCUUUACAGCAAUGUCAUCGAAACAGUCAACGGCUACUAUGAUAUCCUCUGGGCUGACAUCCACAUUGAAAAGAUCAAUUAUGAGCUGCUGGACUUUCAGACGAGGUGUCGCAAGCUGCCCCGUGCUCUGAAGGAGUGGCAGGCCUUUUUGGACCUGAAGAAGACCAUUGAUGAAUUCAGUGAGUGCUGCCCCCUGCUGGAACUCAUGACCAACAAGGCAAUGAUGACGCGCCACUGGAAGAGAAUUACUGAGGUGACUGGGCAUACCUUUGAGGUGGAAACUGACACAUUCAAGCUACGCAACAUUAUGGAGGCUCCCCUGCUCAAGUAUAAAGAGGAGAUUGAGGAUAUCUGUAUCAGUGCAGUGAAAGAGCGGGAUAUCGAGCAGAAGCUGAAACAGGUGAUUGCCGAGUGGGACAACAAGACGUUGACAUUUGCCAACUUCAAGACGCGCGGCGAGCUGCUACUGAGAGGAGACAGCACAUCGGAGAUCAUUGCCAGCAUGGAGGACAGCCUGAUGAUUCUGGGGUCUCUUAUGAGCAACAGGUACAACACCCCAUUUCGAGCGCAGAUUCAGAAGUGGGUUCAGAAUCUCUCCAACACCACUGAUAUCAUCGAAAACUGGAUGACCGUUCAGAACCUCUGGAUCUACCUGGAGGCGGUGUUUGUGGGCGGAGACAUCGCCAAGCAGCUGCCCAAGGAAGCAAAGCGUUUCUCUAACAUCGACAAAUCGUGGGUGAAGAUCAUGAUGCGGGCCCACGAGAUGCCCAAUGUGGUACAGUCGUGUGUGGGAGAUGAGACCAUGGGGCAGCUGCUGCCUCACCUCCUUGAACAACUGGAGAUCUGCCAGAAGUCACUUACAGGCUAUUUGGAAAAGAAGCGGCUGAUGUUCCCUCGUUUCUUCUUCGUCUCCGACCCCGCACUGCUGGAGAUCCUGGGCCAGGCCUCUGACUCCCACACCAUCCAGGCCCACCUCCUCAACGUCUUCGACAACAUCAAAUGCGUCCAAUUCCAUGACAAGAUAUACGACCGUAUUCUGGCGGUCUCAUCACGGGAGGGGGAGACCGUGGAACUGGAGCGGCCUGUCACGGCAGAGGGGAACGUGGAGGUUUGGCUCAGUGCUCUGCUGAAGGAAUCCCAGAGGUCUUUGCACUUGGUGAUCCGGCAGGCCGCGCUGACCAUCCAAGACUCCGGCUUCCAGCUCAUCGACUUCCUGAACUCGUUUCCCGCUCAGGUGGGCUUGCUCGGGAUUCAGAUGAUAUGGACGAGGGACUCUGAAGAGGCUCUGACCAACGCACGGUACGAUCGCCGCAUCAUGGCCAAAACCAACCAGCUCUUCCUGGACCUGCUCAACACACUGAUUGACAUGACGACCAAAGACCUGGGGGCUGUGGAGAGGACCAAGUACGAGACCCUCAUCACCAUCCAUGUCCACCAGAGGGACAUAUUUGAUGACCUGUGCCGACUGCAUGUCAAGAGCCCCAACGACUUUGAGUGGCUGAAGCAGUGUCGUUUCUACUUCAACGAGGACUCCGACAAGAUGAUCAUCAACAUCACAGAUGUGGGCUUUGUCUACCAGAAUGAAUUCUUGGGCUGCACCGAAAGGCUUGUCAUUACACCGUUGACUGACAGGUGCUACAUCACCCUGGCCCAGGCUCUCGGGAUGAGUAUGGGUGGAGCCCCUGCUGGUCCAGCAGGAACAGGCAAGACUGAGACCACUAAAGAUAUGGGUCGCUGUCUGGGAAAGUACGUUGUGGUCUUCAACUGUUCCGACCAGAUGGACUUCAGAGGCUUGGGAAGAAUAUUCAAAGGUCUGGCUCAGUCUGGCUCGUGGGGCUGCUUCGACGAGUUCAACCGCAUUGACCUCCCAGUUUUGUCGGUGGCCGCCCAGCAGAUCGCGAUAGUUCUCACCUGCAAGAAGGAACGUCGCAGGAACUUUUCUUUCACCGACGGCGAUAGUGUGGAUAUGAACCCUGAGUUUGGCAUCUUCCUUACCAUGAACCCAGGUUACGCAGGUCGCCAGGAACUUCCUGAAAACCUGAAGAUCAACUUCCGCUCGGUGGCCAUGAUGGUUCCUGACCGUCAGAUCAUCAUCAGGGUCAAACUGGCCAGUUGUGGCUUCAUAGACAACAUGGAGCUGGCCCGCAAGUUCUUCACCCUGUACAAGCUGUGUGAGGAGCAGCUCUCCAAACAGGUUCACUAUGACUUCGGCCUUCGGAACAUCCUGUCAGUGCUGCGGACCCUGGGAGCAGCCAAGCGAGCCAACCCCAGUGACACGGAGUCCACCAUCGUCAUGAGGGUCCUCAGGGACAUGAAUCUCUCCAAACUGAUCGAUGAGGAUGAGCCGCUCUUCCUGAGCUUGAUUGAGGACCUCUUCCCGGGCAUCCAGCUUGAUAAAGCAGGCUACCCUGAACUAGAGGCUGCCAUCGACAAACAGGUUGAGGACGCAGGCCUGAUCAAUCACCCUCCCUGGAAGCUGAAGAUAAUCCAGCUGUUUGAGACGCAGACGGUCCGACACGGCAUGAUGGCCCUGGGGCCCAGUGGGGCCGGAAAGACGACUUGCAUUCACACUCUGAUGAGAGCUAUGACAGAGUGUGGUCGGCCUCACAGAGAGAUGCGCAUGAACCCCAAAGCCAUUACAGCCCCUCAGAUGUUUGGGCGACUGGAUGUGGCCACAAAUGACUGGACCGAUGGCAUCUUCUCGACACUCUGGAGGAAAACACUGCGAGCGAAGAAAGGGGAGCACAUCUGGAUAGUCCUGGAUGGGCCGGUCGACGCCAUCUGGAUUGAGAACCUUAACUCGGUGUUGGAUGACAACAGAACUCUUACACUGGCAAACGGAGACCGUAUCCCCAUGGCUCCCAACUGCAAGGUGGUUUUUGAGCCGCACAAUAUUGACAACGCCUCUCCAGCGACCGUCUCACGCAACGGCAUGGUGUUCAUGAGCUCCUCUGUGCUCAACUGGAGCCCAAUACUCGAGGGCUGGCUGGAGAAACGCUCCCCCCAGGAGGCCGAGGUGCUGAGGGGGCUCUUCUCCUCCUCUUUCUCUGAGCUCUACCGCUUCAGUGUGCAGUCGCUGGAGUCCAAGGUGGACAUGCUGGAGGCCUUUGUCAUCAUGCAGUGCAUCAACAUGCUGCAGGGACUCAUACCGCUUAAGGAGCAGUGCGGCGACUUAUCCAGAGAGCACUUGGAGCGGCUGUACGUCUUUGCCCUGAUGUGGAGCGUCGGAGCCCUGCUCGAACUGGACGACCGGAGGAAGAUGGAGAUCUGGCUCCGGAGGAACGACGGCAUCCAUCUAGAUCUGCCAGACAUACCUCGUGACAGCGAGGACAUCAUGUUUGACUACCACGUCACAGCAGAUGGUCAGUGGAUCCACUGGAGCACCAGAGUGGAGGAAUACGUUUAUCCUUCUGAACUGACACCGGAGUACAGCUCCAUCUUGGUCCCCAACGUGGACAAUGUCAGAACAGAUUUCCUAAUUCAGACCAUCGCCAGGCAGGGCAAGGCUGUUUUGCUGAUCGGAGAGCAAGGAACGGCCAAGACUGUGAUCAUCAAGGGCUACAUGUCCAAAUAUGAUCCUGAGACCCACAUGGGCAAGAGCCUCAACCUCUCUUCUGCCACCACCCCGCUCAUGUUCCAGAGGACAGUUGAGAGCUAUGUGGAUAAGAGGAUGGGGACCACUUACGGACCUCCCGCUGGGAAGAAAAUGUCCAUUUUCAUAGAUGAUAUCAACAUGCCUGUCAUCAACGAGUGGGGAGACCAGGUGACUAAUGAGAUUGUCCGGCAGCUGAUGGAGCAGAAUGGAUUCUUUAAUCUGGAGAAACCGGGCGAGUUCACCAAUAUUGUAGAUGUUCAGUUCCUGGCAGCCAUGAUCCAUCCAGGUGGAGGCCGUAAUGACAUCCCACAGAGACUGAAAAGGCAGUUCUCCAUCUUUAACUGCACUCUGCCCGCCAAUUCGUCCAUAGACAAGAUAUUUGGUGUGAUUGGUGAGGGCCACUUCUGCGCACGCCGUGGCUUCUUUGAGGAGGUUGGCCGCGCCGUGCCCCACCUUGUGUCUCUGACCCGCCGCCUCUGGCAGUUGACGAAGGUCAAGAUGCUCCCAACUCCUGCCAAGUUCCACUACAUCUUCAACCUGAGGGAUCUGUCCAGGGUCUGGCAGGGCAUGCUCAACACCAGCGCUGAGGUGGUCAACUCCGUGCCGGUGUUGGUGGCGUUGUGGAAGCACGAGUGCAAACGCGUGAUAGCCGACCGAUUCACCAUGCCCGAGGACGUGGAGUGGUUCGACCAGGCUUUGGCGAAGCUGGCGAAGGAGGAGCUUGGCGAGGAGCACAAGAACAUGGUGGACUAUGACGUAGACAGAUACUUCGUCGACUUCCUACGAGACGCGCCCGAGGCUACAGGGGAGGAGCCGGAAGACGCGGACGUUGAUCUGCCAAAGGUGUACGAGCCCAUUGAGUCAUUUGAGAGUUUAAAGGAGCGUCUGAACAUGUUCCUGAGCCAUUACAACGAAUGCAUCAGGGGCACUGGCAUGGACAUGGUCUUCUUCCAGGAUGCAAUGAUGCACCUGAUCAAGGUGUCACGGAUUAUUCGGACACCUGGAGGCAACGCCUUGUUGGUGGGUGUUGGGGGCUCAGGCAAACAGAGCCUGACCAGACUGGCGUCAUUCAUCGCUGGAUACAGGAUCUUCCAGAUAACUCUGACGCGCUCAUACAACACGGCCAACUUGAUGGAUGACUUGAAGGGUUUGUACAGAACAGCUGGCCAGCACGGGAAGGGCAUCAGCUUCAUCUUUACUGACAACGAAAUCAAAGACGAGUCCUUCCUCGAGUACAUGAACAACGUCCUGUCAUCUGGAGAGGUGCCAGGCUCGACAGGUGCUGCACUCAGCGCAUUUCAGGGGGAUGUUUUCACAUCUGUGUCCAACUUAUUUGCCCGCGAUGAGAUCGACGAGAUCCUCGGCGAUCUCAUCCCUGUGAUGAAGCGGGAGUUUCCCAGGCGACCGCCGACGAAUGAAAACCUUUACGAGUAUUUCAUGUCACGAGUCCGACGGAAUCUCCACGUUGUCCUGUGCGUCUCGCCUGUCGGGGAAAAGUUCCGCAACCGGGCGUUAAAGUUUCCUGCGCUGAUAUCUGGCUGCACCAUGGACUGGUUCAGCCGCUGGCCAAAGGACGCUCUCGUUGCAGUUUCAGAGCACUUCCUGUCUAUCUAUGACAUCGACUGCUCGCCACAGGUCAAAAACGAGGUAGUCCAGUGCAUGGGCUCCUUCCAGGAUGGUGUGGCAGAGAAAUGUGUGGACUACUUCCAAAGAUACCGACGCUCCACCCAUGUCACGCCCAAGUCCUACCUCUCCUUCAUCCAAGGCUACAAGACCAUCUAUAAGGAGAAGCGGUCUGAAGUCCAGACCCUUGCCAACAGGAUGAACACUGGUCUCCAGAAGCUGAAGGAGGCGUCGCAGUCUGUGGCGGCGCUCAGCAAGGAGCUGGAGGUGAAGGAGAAGGAACUACAGGUCGCCAAUGACAAGGCCGAUAUGGUGUUGAAGGAGGUGACAGUGAAAGCCCAAGCAGCGGAGCGAGUGCAGGUGGAGGUGCAGAAAGUGAAGGACAAGGCCCAGGCCAUCGUCGACAGCAUCUCGGCUGAUAAGGCCAUCGCCGAAGAGAAACUCGAAGCCGCCCGGCCGGCUCUUGCCGAGGCAGAGGCCGCACUGCAGACCAUCAAACCGUCAGACAUCGCCACUGUGCGAACACUCGGCCGCCCUCCGCACCUCAUCAUGCGGAUCAUGGACUGCGUGCUGCUGCUCUUCCAGAGGCGGGUCAACGCGGUGAAGAUCGACCCGGAGAAGAACUGCACCACGCCGUCCUGGCAGGAGUCGCUCAAACUCAUGACAGCCGGAAACUUCCUGGGCAGUCUGCAGCAAUUCCCCAAAGAUUCCAUUAAUGAGGAAAUGGUGGAGCUGCUGCUGCCUUAUUUUGACAUGCCCGACUACAACAUUGAAACAGCCAAGAGGGUUUGUGGCAAUGUGGCCGGCCUUGCAUCGUGGACAAAAGCCAUGGCCUCCUUCUUCUCCAUCAACAAGGAGGUCUUGCCCUUGAAGGCAAACUUGGCAGUGCAGCUGAAUCGUCUGGCCACAGCCAAUGUGGACCUUCAGAAGGCUCAGGCUGAGCUGGAUGCCAAGCAGGCAGAGCUGGAUGUGGUACAGGGGGAGUACGAGAAGGCCAUGAUGGAGAAACAGACACUGCUGGAGGACGCCGAGCGCUGCAGACACAAGAUGCAGACGGCGUCCAGUCUCAUCAGCGGUCUUGCUGGCGAGAAGGAGCGAUGGACAGAGCAGAGCAAAGAGUUUGCUGCCCAAACCAAACGCCUCGUUGGUGAUGUUCUCCUCGCCACGGCGUUCCUCUCUUACUCCGGCCCCUUCAAUCAAGAGUUUCGUAAUCUCUUGCUGAGUGACUGGCAGCGGGAGCUGAAGCUGCGUCGCAUCCCGUUCGGCAACAAUCUCAAUCUGAUUGAGCUGCUCAUUGACGCACCCACUGUCAGUGAGUGGAACCUGCAGGGCCUCCCCAGUGAUGACCUCUCCACUCAGAACGGCAUCAUCGUCACCAAAGCCGCGCGCUUCCCGCUCCUCGUUGACCCGCAGACACAGGGGAAAAUCUGGAUCAAGAACAAGGAGGCCAGGAAUGAGCUGCAGAUCACCUCGCUGAACCACAAAUACUUCAAGAGCCACCUGGAGGACAGUUUGUCUCUGGGGCGCCCCCUUCUGAUUGAGGACGUAGGGGAGGAGUUGGACCCUGCACUCGACCACAUCCUUGAGAAAAACUUCAUCAAAACUGGCUCCACUUACAAGGUGAAAGUGGGCGACAAAGAGGUGGACGUGAUGAAGGGUUUCAGGCUGUAUGUGACCACCAAGCUGCCCAACCCUGCCUACACCCCCGAAAUCAGUGCUCGCACCUCCAUCAUCGACUUCACCGUCACCAUGAGGGGACUGGAGGACCAGCUGCUGGGCAGAGUCAUCCUCACAGAAAAACAGGAACUGGAGAAGGAGAGGACAGACCUCUUGGAGGAUGUGACGUCUAACAAGAGGAAGAUGAAGGAGUUGGAGGACAACCUCCUCCACCGACUGACCAGUACACAGGGUUCACUGGUCGACGAUGAGAGUCUGAUUCUUGUCCUCAGCAACACCAAACACACUGCCGAAGAAGUCACUCAGAAACUACAGAUUGCGGCCGAGACCGAGGUCCAGAUCAACGCUGCCAGAGAGGAGUACCGACCUGUGGCCACCAGGGGCAGCAUCCUGUACUUCUUGAUCACUGAAAUGAGUAUGGUGAAUGUCAUGUAUCAGACCUCGCUGAGACAGUUCCUGGGACUGUUUGACCUUUCUCUGGCUAGGUCCUCCCAAAGCCCGAUCACCAGCAAACGCAUCACCAACAUCAUAGAGUUCAUGACCUUUGAGGUGUACAAGUACGCAGCGCGGGGUCUGUACGAGGAGCACAAGUUCCUCUUCACGUUGCUGCUGACGCUGAAGAUCGACAUGCAGAGCAGCAGGGUCAAGCACGAGGAGUUUCUCACACUCAUCAAGGGAGGUGCAUCUCUGGACCUUAAGGCGUGCCCUCAGAAACCGGCUAAAUGGAUCCUUGACAUGACCUGGCUGAACCUUGUGGAGCUCAGCAAACUGUGGCAGUUCACUGAUAUACUGGAUCAGAUAAGUCGUAACGAGAAGCAGUGGAAGUUGUGGUUCGACAAGGAGGCCCCCGAGGAGGAGGUGUUGCCAAACUCUUACGACCAGGCCCUGGACUGUUUUAGACGCCUGCUCCUCAUUCGCUGCUGGUGUCCCGACAGGACCAUCGCACAGGCCCGUAAGUACAUAAUGGGCGCAAUGGGGGAGAAGUACACUGAAGGGGUGAUUCUCGACUUGGAGAGGAUGUGGGAGGAAUCGGACCCGCGGACACCUCUCAUCUGUUUCCUGUCGAUGGGCUCGGAUCCAACUGACUCCAUCAUCGCACUGGGGAAGAGGCUGAAGACCGAGACGCGAUAUGUCUCCAUGGGACAGGGGCAAGAGGUCCAUGCCCGGAAGCUUCUACAACAGACCAUGGCUAAUGGUGGCUGGGCCUUACUCCAGAACUGCCACCUGGGCCUGGACUUCAUGGACGAGCUAAUGGACACGGUGGUCGAGACGGACCUUGUGCACGACGGCUUCCGCCUGUGGAUGACCACGGAGGUGCACAAGCACUUCCCCAUCACCCUUCUGCAGAUGUCAAUCAAGUUCACCAGCGAACCUCCGCAGGGCCUCAAGGCAGGGCUGAAAAGAACGUACGGAGGUAUAAACCAGGACCUGUUGGACGUCAGUAACAUGGUGCAGUGGAAGCCGAUGCUCUAUGGAGUCGCAUUCCUGCACAGCACGGUGCAGGAGAGGAGGAAGUACGGGCCUCUGGGAUGGAACAUCCCUUAUGAGUUCAACCAGGCUGACUUCAAUGCCACAGUGCAGUUUGUUCAGAACCACCUCGAUGACAUGGACAUUAAAAAGGGUGUGACGUGGAACACAGUGCGAUACAUGAUUGGAGAGAUUCAGUACGGUGGCCGCGUGACUGACGACUAUGACAAGCGCCUCCUCAACACCUUUGCCCAGGUCUGGUUCAGCGAGGACAUGUUUGGAUCCGCCUUCAACUUCUACAAGGGCUACAGCGUCCCAAAGUGCUCCAGUGUGGAUCAGUAUCUGACAUACAUUCAGGGUCUGCCGGCCUAUGACACCCCGGAAGUGUUUGGUCUCCACCCGAACGCAGACAUAACCUACCAGAGUAAGCUGGCCAAGGACGUCCUGGACACCAUCCUCAGCAUCCAGCCGAAAGACAGCUCAUCAGGCGGAGGGGAAACCAGAGAGGCUGUGGUGUCCAGGCUGGCCCAUGACAUGUUGGAGAAACUGCCUCCUGACUACGUACCGUUUGAAGUGAGAGAACGUCUCCAGAAGAUGGGCCCCUUCCAUCCCAUGAACAUCUUCCUGCGUCAGGAGAUCGAUCGGAUGCAGAGGGUCAUCGUUCUGGUCCGAAACACCCUGACGGACCUCAAGCUGGCCAUCGACGGCACCAUCAUCAUGAGCGAGAACCUGCGGGACGCCCUGGAUUGCAUGUACGACGCGCGCAUUCCCGCACGCUGGAAGAAGGCAUCGUGGGCCUCCAGCACCCUGGGGUUCUGGUUCACAGAGUUGCUUGAGCGGAACCGGCAGUUCCAGGCGUGGAUCUUUGAGGGGCGGCCCAAUUGCUUCUGGAUGACAGGCUUCUUCAACCCGCAGGGCUUCCUGACAGCCAUGAGACAGGAGAUCACGCGGGCCAACAAGGGCUGGGCCCUGGACCGCAUGGUGCUGUGCAACGAGGUGACCAGGUGGAUGAAAGAUGACAUCACCCAACCCCCCGCAGAGGGAGUGUACGUCUACGGCCUUUACCUGGAGGGGGCCGGCUGGGACCGCCGAGGCUGCAAGCUCAUUGACUCCAAACCCAAAGUCCUCUUCGAGAUGAUGCCCGUGAUUAGGAUGUUCGCUGAGAAUAAUGGUGUGAAGGAUUCCCGCCUCUACCCCUGUCCAAUCUACAAGAAGCCGGUAAGGACGGACGUGAAUUACAUCGCCGCCGUAGACCUGAAGACCUCGCUGGCUCCCGAUCACUGGAUCCUGCGGGGCGUGGCGCUGCUCUGCGACGUCAAGUGACCGCCUCACGUUGACGGACACUGACCCCCUGGCAGUGGGCGGUGGUCGCCCGCACUCGAAGUUGGACUGCUGCAUCCUCAUUUCUGCGAGCACAUUUUGCAUAUUAAUGGACUUUCAGUCUUAUCUGUGGCGGAGCUCGGCGGACGCCUGAGAAAACAGCCUGCGAGUUCAGCACUUGGUUCCAUCGUCUUAUCGAUUCACUGCGCGCGAUGAAUAGCAAUGGCUGGAGGCGGACCGAGAGGUUUGGGACGGCGCACUUGAAGACACGUCAGACAUGGGGACGCGAACGGACGGGAGGAAUCAUUUGUUUUUGUCUUUUUCAAAUAAAUAACAAGAGCUAUUCAAUUUGCCAAUUUUUCUAUUUCCAUGAAUACACAUAGUCAAGGCCGUGCGAAGUUAAGUGUAAACUCACAUUAUGCUAUUUCAGCUGCUUUGGACACGAAACCCGAUCGCUGCAGAGACGGAAAACUGUGCUAAUCUGCUGGAACCGAUGAUGUCAUCCACUCAAAACCUUUUGGACGUUGUUUACUGACAACGACUUGGUGAUUAAUGCUGACGAUGCCAAUAAUUUUUGUUUUGGGGUUAUUUCCAUCCAAAAGCCUUUUAUCUCCAAGUGCAGCUUCCAGCGACUGUGAAUCAGAAAAUGUCCUCAUUUUUCAAUGAAACCACAAUGGGCGCUGUCAUAAUGUCCAAGGACUUUCUUUCCCCCCAUUAUUUGAUGUCUAUGCCGUCAGCUCCGGGAUUUGUCAGCAGAUGAUGUCACCACCAUCUCUGGUGGCUGCUCAGUUCAAGGACAGUGUUGUUCCAGUAUGUGACCAUUUUUGGAGUAGACCUUGUAGGAAGUAUAUUAUAAAUAAAACCAACCAACCAAUAA